AUGACGACUCCUUCACGGGACCAGCCGUCGACGACCGCGCAAAAUAUUCCUCAGACGACUGCUUCAGUGUCGAAAACAGAGCCCGACCACGACACACUAUCGUCGAGCGCCGUAGAGAUGAAGACGCUCCCAUCACCUGCCGGCGCAUCUGCAACCACAAACACCAUUACGAGCGACUCCGGAGCCCCUCAAAUCGCUCCAGUGGAAUUCACAAAUGUUGGAGGGAUUAGCCCAUCAGGAAGCACACAACCGCUCGUAUCGUCAUCGGCAGCACCUCCCGCUCGCAAUGAGCUGAACCGAACGGAAACGGAAGCAGCUCUGGGUCCCUCAACAGAUGGUCCUGCGGCAAACCCUGACAACAGCAACGGGCCAACAGUAGUAAUAAUGCUGUUGCUUACGACGGGAGCGAGGCAUCCAUACAAGAUCGACGAGAAAUACCUCAAGAAGCGCAAUGUCACAGUGGAACAGAUGGACCCGUACAACAUUAGCGUCUACACUCUAAAAGAGCUAAUAUGGCGAGACUGGCGAGAAGAAUGGGAACCAAGGCCGACCUCACCGAGUUCGAUAAGAUUGAUUCACUUCGGUCGCAUGUUGGACGAUAAGUCACCUUUGAAAGAUUGCCGAUUCCAGACAGAAGCUCCGAACGUUGUCCACAUGACUAUCAAGCCGCAGGAGAUCGUUGACGAGGAAGAGAACGCAAAGACUGGUAAAGGCUCGAAAACAAGAGAUGACGGGGAGGAGCCAACAGCUGGUUGUCGCUGUGUCAUUCUGUAA
This is a messenger RNA of Macroventuria anomochaeta, 774 nucleotides long. Its product is annotated as ubiquitin-like protein. The record is from RefSeq and is a predicted model, not a curated record. The transcript is spliced from 3 exons. Lineage: Eukaryota; Fungi; Ascomycota; Dothideomycetes; Pleosporales; Didymellaceae. Bases 1 to 774 code for a protein of 257 amino acids.